Seriola dumerili (greater amberjack) is the source of this 2007-nucleotide messenger RNA. Its product is annotated as kelch-like protein 17. The coding region runs from base 1 to 1959 and encodes 652 amino acids. The transcript is spliced from 4 exons. The record is from RefSeq and is a predicted model, not a curated record. Gene Ontology annotation, molecular function: protein binding. Lineage: Eukaryota; Metazoa; Chordata; Actinopteri; Carangiformes; Carangidae.
AUGAAUGCUGUGCGGGGGGGCACAGUCACCUGGCGUCCCCAGCCAUGGCAGGACGGGGAUGGGGGAGGAGGGGAGCCUCUGUCGGACAGUGACUCAGAGGAGGAGGACUUCCCUGAUGACAGCACCACCCCCCUGGGAGACUACAUCACACAUGGACUGAAGCAGCUCCUGGAUGCUCAGCAGCUGUGUGAUGUCACUCUACUUGUGGAGGGAAAGAAGUUCAUGUGUCACAGAGUCCUCUUAGCAGCUGUGAGCCCCUACUUCCGGGCCAUGUUCACCAGCCCACUGGUGGAGUCGCGCCUCACCGAGAUCCGUCUGGAGGAGGUGACGCCGUCUGUCAUGGAGACUGUCAUCCAGUUUGUGUACACUGGUGAGGCGGGGCUCUCUCUGGAUACAGCUGAGGAUCUAUUUGUGGCUGCCAACCGGCUUCAGGUCAUGCCCCUUCAAGACCUGUGCUCCAGGUUUCUAUUUGAGCACCUCUCAGUGGAUAACUGUCUGGGGAUGUACUCUCUGGCUCGCUCUCACCACGACCAGCUGCUGCUGCGUGCCUCCCUGCGGCUGGUAGCGCAACAUUUCCCCCGGGUGGCCCGACAGAAAGACUUCCUCCUACUUGACCACGGCACAUUGGGCAGUCUCCUGAGCUCAGACCGCCUGGGAGUGGACUCCGAGGCGGAAGUCUAUGACGCGGCCCGCCGCUGGGCAGAGCACCAACCCUUGGACCGCUACGUCCACAUGCCGGCGCUUCUUCACCACCUGAGGCCCGGGCUGCUGUCCCAGGAAGAAAGCCGAAGACUGAGCCAGGAGUUGGGGCCUGCUGCGGCUGGUGAGGGCCUUGGGGGGCCUCUGAGACCACGGGAGGGAAUGUUUGAGAAAAAGAUUGUCUGUGUGGACCUGACACCUCGGGAGGAUGAGAAUUUAGCUGCAAGAGACUACACAGUGGACUGCUUUGAUCCUCGGACAGGGAAGUGGGAGAAGUUAGCAGCGCUGGAAUCACUUGUCAGUCCCGGCUGCACUGCAGUCGGUGACAGGCUGUUUGUAGCUGGUGGGAUCCUGCGGACAGGCUCUGUGUCUGCAGCGGUGCAUGAAUAUGAUGCAGUGUUGGACCGCUGGAUAGAGCGGCCUUCAAUGGUCCAGCCCAGGGCUAUGCUGGGCCUGCUGGGCUGUGGAGAGUCACUCUAUGCCUUAGGUGGCAGUAACCGCUCAGCCCUGAUGGACUCCAGUGAGACCCUGGAGCUGACUACACUACAGUGGGCUCCGGGGCCUCGGCUACCGCUACCUCUGCGCGCCUUUGCCUGCGCAGCGCUACGUGGACGACUUUACCUUCUGGGUGGAACCACACUAGAACAGAACCGGGCUGUGGUCCACUCGGGCGUGCUUAUUUAUCACACCCUAACAGACUGCUGGACACGCGUGGCGCUGGACUCUGGCGCCACCUGCCUUGCUGGAGGAGUAGCAGUGCGAGGGGGAGUCUGUGCAAUCGGGGGAUACAUGAGGGAUACCACCAAGUUCCUGGAUGGAAACUACACUAAUCUGGAGACUUUAGACGCCACUGGCCGUGUUCUGUUUUUCAGAGAGGGAAGGGGGUCUGGGGUAGAGAGGGAGGUGACUGGGGGUGGGGUGAUGGUUACUGCAGAGCAGCGGGGGGGUGCAGGUGGUGGAAGCGACCGAGCCCCAAGCCCUGUGGUAUUUCCCGGGCUGCCGCGGCGGAUAGCAGCUGGGGGCGUGGCCAGGUGGAAAAGGAGGAUUUAUGUGCUGGGUGGAGAGAACGGCUCACGGUUCUAUGACAGUGUGUACUGUUGGAAGCCCGGCUGGCGCAGCUGGGUCCAGAGACGUGAAAAACUCCCUGGGGAUACUGGAGGAGUGAGCCAGUUUGGGUGCACCACUCUAAAAUUCCCUAAGAAACACAUCCUGUCCAGACUGAGACUAGCCAAAGAAAACUGCAAGAAGGCCGCUGACUAGCCUGACAGGGACCAGUAUGACUGAAGUCGAGGCAGCUGUUCAUGUGAC